AAGUAAUCAAGAAGGACAAAUGGCUAUAACGUUACAGAACUACGCCUAGCGGUAGACUAGAGGAAGUCUCUACAGUCUCGCUUCGUGAUUAUGAUUAAGACUUUUGCUUAAGCUAUAAUAGAUAAAUCGUUUGUAAAAUGUUUCAGAAUUUCGUGACAUGCAGGAUUAGUUUAGUAGGUAUUGCUCGCUCCACACAAUCACAAAGAAGAUUUAGAAAUGGUUCAAGAGAACAUUCUUCAUCGCGCAAUCCAUUGUUACGAACAACCUGUUUUCAUUUACCAGAUAUACAAAGUUUAUCAAUUCGUUCGUAUUCAAAUCCAGCAAGAAGACCAAGUUUCUUUUCUCAAUUUGUUGAAAAUAUUAAACAAGAAAUGCAGAAAAAUAAAGAGAUGAAAGAAUCAUUAAAAAAGUUUCGUGAAGAAGCAGAGAAAUUAGAACAGUCAGAAGCAUUGCGCUCAGCGAGACAAAAAUUUCAAGCAGUUGAAUCUGAAGCCUCAAAGGGUUCUGAAGCUAUAAAAGAGAAAUUAGAUAGUCUAAAAGAAAAAGUACAAGAAGUUAUUGAGGAAGCAAGUAAAUCUGAACUAGGCAAAAAAGCAGGACAAUUAGGUGAGGAAAUAACUAAAUCGGCAAAAGGCGCAGCAGAAACGAUUUCGGAAAAAAGUCAAGCACUUGGAAAAACAGGAGCUUUCCAAACUAUCUCACAGACAGCAGAAGUUGUACGCAAAGAGUUAGAUCAUCAAGGAAUGCAAGGAAGAGUUUACGUACCACUUACUAAACUAAGAAAAAGAAAAGAAAUAGUAGAUAUAUCUUUAGAUGAAAAGCAGUUUCAACCUAAUAUGGAUGCACGAGGAGUUGAAUUGCAUAAAGAUUCUAAAUUUUUUCAGUCUUGGCAAAAUUUUAAGGAUAACAAUCCAUAUAUGAAUAAAGUUUUGGAUUGGAAAAUCAAGUAUGAAGAAUCGGACAAUCCUGUAAUUCGUGCUUCCAGAUUUUUUACAGAGAAAGUUAGCUAUAUGGUUGGUGGUAUGUUCCAAAAGACAGAUUUGUCGGAAACAUUAACAGAAAUUUGUAAGCUGGAUCCAAGCUUUGAUAAAAAUCAAUUUUUGAGAGAUUGUGAAAUAGAUAUUAUACCAAAUAUACUCGAGGCUAUGGUUAGAGGAGAUCUUGAAAUUUUAAAAGAUUGGUGUCACGAAGCCGCGUAUAAUGUAAUAUCGCAACCUAUUAUGCAAGUACAAAAAUUGGGAUAUCAUUUAGACAAUAAAAUCUUAGACAUUGAAAAUGUAGAUCUUUUAAUGGGUAAGAUGAUGGAACAAGGUCCAGUUUUAUUGAUAACGUUUCUCAGUCAGCAGAUAUUAUGUAUAAGAGAUAAAGAUAAUAAUAUAGUCGAAGGAGACCCUGAAAGAGUGAUGCGUUUCAACUACAUUUGGGUAUUAUGUCGCGAUCCAACGGAACUCAAUCCAAAAGCUGCUUGGCGUUUACUUGAAAUUAGUUGUUCGAGUGUCAAGCAAUUUGUAUAGUGUACUGAUUCUAGAUAAAAUUCAUAUUUUAUUUCCGGAAAAUUGAUGUCAAAAGCGAUUAAGUUGUUUUAGAUGUUUCUUUGUCUCAUGUGCAAUGGAAGCACAUAAUGGUUGAAUGAUUUUCUCCUAAAUAAGCUGGCUAUUAUAAUUACAAUUAUGAAAUAUUUUUUCAUACAAUGUCGGAUUAAAAAAGUACCGUGAUAUAAAAAAAACAUUAUUUAAAACAAAAAUUCUUUUCUUGCUUGUUAAAAAAAAAGAUCAAGAGAGAGAGAGAGAGAGAGAGGUGUUCGUAUACAUGGUGUAUUAAAAAAAUUACACGGUAUGUGUAACUUUUAUGUGAAGAAUAUAAUUCUAUUGUCUAAAAAUAGUCGAGAGAAUCAAUCGAGAGUUAACGUGGAUAUUAACACGAAAAAUGAAUAAUUGAGCCUCGAUGUAUGCAUAUUAUUUUAAAACUAUACCAUAUAACAUGGUAAAAAUGUGUAUACAUUCAUGUAACAUAAUUUUCUAUACAUACCUUAAAAAUUUUAGUUGUAUGAUCUCUGUAUAUAUGCGAUUGCUUUCAUUAAGAAUAUCUAUAAUAAACAAUAGACUACUUUGUUAGAUCCAUGAUGUUUUUUAACCUUUGUUAUACUAACAGUUAUGAAUAGGUACAUUGAACAGUUCAAGAUAUAAUUUUGUAUAUUGCGGUAAUAUAAAAUAGGAAGAUAAAUGUAUUAAAUUUAGUUAAACAUGUAAUUAGAUGUGAAGUAUUUGCUAUUUAAGUGUGUAUAUAUUUACAAAACAUUAUUUAUAUUCCACGAUGUACAGUAUCCAACCUUUUUGCAACAGCGUUAAUUUAUUUAAAAUAACUAUAGCAAACAAAUUAAAAUUAUCUACAAGCUGAAAUAAAAUGUCGUUAUUUGAUAAA
This is a messenger RNA of Vespula pensylvanica (western yellowjacket), 2421 nucleotides long. RefSeq names its product mitochondrial import inner membrane translocase subunit TIM44. Gene Ontology annotation, molecular function: protein-folding chaperone binding. Gene Ontology annotation, biological process: protein import into mitochondrial matrix. The coding region runs from base 138 to 1514 and encodes 458 amino acids. The transcript is spliced from 7 exons. NCBI's taxonomy places the organism in Eukaryota, Metazoa, Arthropoda, Insecta, Hymenoptera, Vespidae. Gene Ontology annotation, cellular component: mitochondrial inner membrane. The record is from RefSeq and is a predicted model, not a curated record.